CUGAUUGCGUUUUAUAUCAUUCGGGCUCGCGCUUAAACUGCAUGCGUGAAAUCACAUCAAAAAGUGUGCCAGCGUUGACCCUGAAUAUGUAGCCAAGAGGACACAGCGCCGGUCCACAAUAUUACAAUACUCACAUUAGCUGUCGAUAGCGAGCAGUUAGUAGAGCAUUCAGGCGACUCGACGGCACAUCGCCUUGAAAACGGAGCCCUUGAGAGCAGGCGUCAGUCAUUUUAUAUUAUUAACGUCGUCGUGAUGUGUAUAUCGGUGGUCUAAGUGUGUCACGCGGCGCGCUGAGCACAAAGCUGGCUGUUCUCGGGUGCAGCGGUUGCGCAGCGUUAUGUUUCGGCAUCAGCAUGUAGCGCCUGGUUCAACAUGGUGGCACCGACUGUGGCAGCCGGUAGUGGAGAGCGCGUGGGCACUUCGGCAGCGACCGAUUGCCGUGUGGAGCAAUCUAACGGAAGGUCGCGCGUUUUGGCCCGCAGCAUUGUUUGUGCUGCUCAUGUCGGCAACUUAUGCUCAUCUGCCAGCUGCUGACGUAAACAUGCCGAAGGUCGAUGUCGAACGACAGCCAAACAUCGCGGUUCUCCCCCUUCCGCUGUCCGCCGUCGCUAGUGCUAUGUUGCUGUGCGCGCUCGCGGGCUACGCGCUUGGCUCACUUCAAAGAGCGCGUCAAGUGCCAACAGUGACGGUCUCGGCGGACCCGGCGUCGCUGGCCACGUCGCAACGCAUAUCUCUUGCGACACGCCUGCACGCGGCACUCGAGUUGCUCCGUGACUGCCUUCCCGGCCACGUCGUGGAGCAGUUGUUGGAGGCCGACACGCAGCAGCACGCCGCAGACCAGCAGCAGCCGCAGAUGCACUUGCUUGACACAGCAGCGGCCGGCGACGACGACAGCGGUGGCGGCGGCAUGGUAGGCGAGGGAACCGAAGCCGCCGCAGGGUACCACCAGCAGCACCCCGGCAGCAGCUACCGGCACCUGCGCCGCCGCAGCAGCGUUCCGCUGCUGUCGGGCGGUCUGGACGUGUCGCUGCUGCUGGGUGCGGAGGACGGCGAGCCCUGGCAGCUGGGCUGUGUGGCCUCCUCGCCGCCCGCCGGCUCCGCGGGACACUCGGCUGGCGGCGGCCUGCCCCGCUACUGGAUCCCAUACGCCCACCACCCACAUCAACACCAACAACACCAGCAUCACCAGCACCAGCACCCUCACAACCACCCUCACCCAGACCAGCCCCAGCACCCCCAGCACCACCACCGGCACCCGCCCAGCAGGGAACGCGACAUGGGCGGCGGCACGGCAGUCGCCGCGGCAUCCCGACCCAGCGCCGACGCCAGCAGCGCCUCCCCCUGCGCCCCCGACAGCAGCCUGCUGCUAUGCGGCAGCUACGACGAGGACAGCGGCAGCACCGCCGCAGCACAGCGGCUACUGCUCCGUUCGCUGGAGAGCCCUCCCCGUGCCCCGCCGCUGACACCGCUGGCUGCAGGUGGCGGCGGUGGCAAUACGGCGGCACUCGGCACCGGCAGCAGUAGUACCGGUGCCGGCACUUCCGCCUGCUGGACACUGCCGGACGGUCACCGGGUGCUGCGCCCGCAGCUGAGCAUGCAGAGCAGCGACUGCGGUGCGGUGGAGUGCGACGCAGAGGGCGACGACGGCGAAGACCGGGACAGCGGCACACGCCGCGGCCGCCGCGGUGGCCCUGGUGGGUUGAGCACCUGCGGCAGCGGCCUAAUGACGGGCAGUGGUAGCGGCGUGUUUCCCAGCAGCGGCAGUGGCAGCGGCAGUGGAAGUGGGGCCGGCAGCGGCAGCAGCAGCGGCGACGGAUUCGUGGCCUCCCCAUAUUCGUCACCGUACGCCUCGGCCGCAGACCUGAUGGUGCAGAGCCGCAUGAAGGCGGUGGCAGCAGCAGCCAGGGCGCCCUUCGGCUCAGCCGCAUCGCCUGCCUCCUCGUCCUCGGGAGCGGCCGCCAAUGCUGCCUUCACAGCUGGGACUGCCGCCGCCGCCAUCGGCCUGGCCCGUGUGCGGGAGCAGCCUGUUGCGGCGCAGUCUGAUGGCAGUGAGGGGCGGUGGCAGGCGGCUCACACGGACGAGAUCGAGGGUGGGGCGGCGGCGGCGGCGGCGGCGGCACCAUCAGCUGGUCAGGCGCCAAGCGGUGGCAGCAGCGUGGCGGCGGACAUCAGCGGCGCCCAUGAGACAGCAGCGGCACCCCAAGCUGACCUUGCGGGCCUCAUGCACAUACGCAUGCCGGAUUCAAUUUCAGCGGUUGUAGCUGUUUCCGGCAACGAAACCUCGAUGACUGAAGCGGCAUUCCCUGUGGCAGCUACUCAUGGGGGCGCGGGGCCCCUCGCGCUGCCGUCGCCUCCCAGUCCUGGGGCGGCGUCGGGUGCGUCUUGGUCCGGUCGGGCGGCCUUUACGCAGCGCGGCCGCCGCGGCGGCGCCAGCGGCAGCGGGUCACCAGUGGGCAGCCUGGGUGCGUCCUCCACUCUCAGUGGCGGCGGCGGGGGCGGCGGCAGCGGCACCAGCGGCAGCUCGGGCCUUGCACGCCUCAUCAACACCAUGACGGCAGGGCUGGGCAGCGGCCUGCGGUCCUACCGCAGCAGCAGCAAUGGCGGCGGCGGCGGCGUUAGCAGCGGCGCACACCACGCCUGGCUGGCGGGCGGCGGCGGCAGCAACGGCAGCUGUGGUGGUAGCGCCAGCCAGGCCUGGGUGCCCACGUUCACAGGAAUGGAGGCGCUGCCGGCCGUGGCUUCGCCGGCGGCUCCCAUGCCGGCAAGCGUUACGGAGGCGGCGGCGGCGGCCGGCGCGGUUGCUUGGGCGUCGCCCGCCAUCGCGGCCUCCCUGGGACCGGGGGCGGUGCUGGGUUCGUGUGAGGUGGUGCGAGUGACGCUGGGUGGGCUGGUGGCGGGCUGUUGCAGCAGCAUCGCCAGUGGCUGCGUUAGCGGCGGCGGCGGCAGCGGUGUACACAGUGGCGUGGUCACUGCAGCGGUGAGGAGCAGCCCGUGGGAAGGUGGCGGCGGUGCCAGCGGCGAUGCAGCCGCGGUCAUGAGCGGUGUGCGGCCUCGCGUGAUGAGCGGUGUGAGCGGUGACCUGGCCUCAGUGGACGAGGCGCAGGCGGACGUGGAGGACGCAGAAGAGGAGGCGGCUGAGGAUGCCGCGGCCGUCAGGAGCGGCAGUCCCGACACGGAGGCGGAGGCGGAGGAGGAGGAGGGGGUGCCGCCGCCGGUGUCGUUGUCGGGCGCCUGGCGGCGCUCCGUGCCUAUCCAGAUCCAGAUCCAGACUGCGCCGCUGCUGCCGCGCCGCCCGCCGCCCGCUGACCACCGCCAUGCCUGGCUGCUGGACUCGGCGGACGGCGGCGGCGAGGGCGGCUGCAGCGAGGCACUGGGUUGCCGCCCGGGCGAGGCCGACCACGACGGCGGUGCGGCGGGCGCGGCGUCAGCCCAUGACCACACCGACCUCGAGCUGGUGGGGCCACUGGAGGUGGAGCCGCUGCUGGAGGUGGCGGCCAGCGGGGGUGCAGUGGCGGCUCCCGUGCCGACAGCGCCCGCGGGGGCGGCGGCGGCUGCGGCGGCGGCGGCUGCGGCGGCGGCGGCUGCGGCGGCUGCGGCGGGUGGUCAGGACGGUAUGGCGCCGGGCUACGGCGGCCCCUGCCCUGCUGCUGCAGCUGCCCACGGCUCCACGCAGGCGGUCCACACGUUGUCACAGGCCUCGGUUGCACAGCCCGAGCUGUUGCCGAGCUGUGGGCUGCAGCUGCCGCCACUGCUGGAGGCCGCCGAGGAAGCCGCGCGCAGCUGGGGGCCCGGCGGCGACUGCGUGCAGACCCCCCGCAUGCGCCGCGUGCGGACCUCCAUCGAGCUGACGGCUGUCGCUGCGGCUGCGGCGGCAGCGGCGGCAGGGCCAGAGGGAGCCGCCAGCGCUGACGGCACUGCUGUCACAGGCCGCCACCCGAUGGGUGGCGGCCGCCCGUCUCUGCAGCAGGAUCAGCAGCCAGUCGCAACCCCGGGGGCCAGGCGGUGGGGCCGCAGCGUCAGCGCUGUACUUGGAGACGCUGUCCGGACGGCGGCGGCGCAGCAUCAGCACCAGAUUCAGCCGGGCAGGGCGCCCAGCUUUGGUGGUGCUGCUGCUGGCGCUGUCUCCGCCGGCGGGGCCGCAGGCCACCUGCUGCCUGCGGCGGGCCCUGCUGCCGCCAGCAAGGGCCCCCGCUCCGGCCCCGGCGGCAGUGGCGGCGGCAGCCGGCUGCAGCGGAUGCCGUCGCAGCUGCUGCGGACGACGGGCGCCUCCGCCGCGGCGUUCCUCCGCGCCGCCGGCAGCGCCCUACACUCCUGGUCCUCGUCCUCGGCGUUGCUGGCAGCUGGCGCGCCCGCAGGCGGCGUCGGCGGCGGUGCCGUGGACAGCGACCGGCGGGGUGUCCGCAGCGGCAGCAGCAACGAUGCCGUGGGUGUGGGCCAACUGUACCAGUACCAGCAUCAGUAUCAGUACCAGCGCCAGUACCAGCAGCACCAGUCUGCUGCGGACGUCGGCGCAACAGCGCAGGGCUUGCGUGCGUCACGGGUGUCGUGCCCCCAGAUAUUAUUUGGGGAGGCUGAUGGCGGCGGCGGCGGCGUGGAGGGGAGCGUAGGCGGGGGGAUGGAGUUUGAGGUGGAGCGCAGCAGCGCCGGCAAUGCGCGUCUGCAGCACCACCAACACCCGCAACAGCAAUCUCCGCCCUCGCCGCCGCCGUUGCUGAUGUCGCUGGUGCCCAAGUUCGCGCGGCGCUCGCUGUCCUGGCGCAACACGCAGCACCUCAGCGCCCACAACAGCACCGCCGCAUCCAAUGCCGCCGUGGGCCCCGCCGCCGGCGAGCUAGUCGUGGCGCAUGCUGGUGGUGCCGACAGCUCCAGCGGCAGGGCAGCCCUGAACGCAGUGGAUGGCGUGGCGGACGCAGGACUGCCGCCUCGCACACAACUGCAGUUGAGCCAGCAGAUGGCGGCGGCGGCCGCGGCGGCUUCUGCGCACGGCGCAAGCAGCACCCGCACAAGCGAGUCGGAGUCGUGCGCCGCCGCCGCCAGUGCGGCAUGGCUGGAGCGCUAUGGGCUGUUGGCGCCGGCGCCGCUGCGGCCGCUCAAGCCGCUGCUGAUGCCGCAGUCGCAAGGCGCCGGGGCUGGUGGGCAGCUUCUGGUGGGUGCGGAGGCGGACGGCUCGGGCGGCUAUGCGAGCUCCAGUGCUGCAACGCCCGCUGCUACGCACUCGCAACUGCAGCUGCACGCACCCGGAGGCGGUGGUGGCGGCGUGAUGGGCUGGAUGGGCAGCGGCAGCGGCAGUGGCUCACAACGACCGCGCAGGCUGCAUCGUGCUUCCACCGGUGUGCUGGCCAUGAGCGGCCUCGGCCCGGGAGGUCCCGGGGCCCCGGGGCUGCUCGUGGGCGGCAGUGGCGCGGCCGGCUGUGGCUCUGAGGUCGGCACGCCCCGCAGCCCGCCACCGCCGCAGUCCGCCCAUUCGCGCAACGGCUCCCUCAGCCACUUGGGCAGCGCCAACGGCUAUGUCGGCGGCAGCGGUGGAGGUGCUGGUCAGCCCCACCCUGCCCACCACCACUCGCACCACCUCUCAUUGCACCGUAUGGUGUCUUGCGCGUCGAUGCACAGCCUGUCGGGAUUAGGCGGCGGCGGCGGCUGCUCCGGCCGCGACCUGCCGUACGCGGAGUGGCACCCGUGCGUCAGUGUGCUGUUUGCGGACCUGGUCGGAUUCACGGCCAUCAGCAACAAGGUGCCGCCCGUGGCUGUGAUGGAAAUGCUGAAUGCGCUGUAUUGCCGCCUGGACGCUCUGUGUAACGUCUGGGGGCAGCAGCACCAGCAGUCACCGGGCUCGCCCCUCCGCGGCAGCGCCGCCGCGGCUUCCUUCCUGUCUCCCGGCGCCGCUGCGGCCGCCACCGCCGCGCCGCCCUGCCCUCCCGGCUCCGUGUACAAGGUCCAGAUCAUCGGUGACGCCUACAUGGUGGCAACUGGGCUGCUGGCAGACGACCCCGCACACGCCGCCACCGCCUGCAUGUUUGCGCUGGCGGUGCUGCGGGAGGCCGAGCAGGUGCUCGACCCGGUGGAUGGACAGCCGCUGAGACUGCGCAUUGGCAUCCACAGCGGCCCCGUUGUGAGCGGCGUGGUGGGCCGGCUGCGGCGCCAGUACUCGGUGUUUGGAGACACGGUGAACGUUGCUUCCCGAAUGGAGUCCACGGGUACGGCCGGCGUGAUUCACGUGAGCGAGGACACACAGCGACUGGCGGCGCCGCACAUGCCGCCGGGCUGCGGUAGCUGGCUGCGGCGGGAGGGCGUGGAGGUCAAGGGCAAGGGGACCAUGGACACCUACUGGCUGCUGCCGCAGGGGCACGAGGCCGACAGGGGCACGCCCGGCGAAACAACGCCCACGCGGCAUCGCCGAGCAUCAGAGCUCUCCCACUCCUCGCCCGGAUCACAGCCCCGCACUGCCCACUUCCAAACAAAACCACCACCUCCUGAUCAAAAACCAUCAGGCUGGGCGCCGCCGGAGUCACCGUUUCACCGGUCUUUGUCAGACUCGUACUGCGACGGAGAUGGCAGUAGCUGCACUAUCGCCGCAGUCAGCGGCCCCGGUACAUGAUUGUGAGUGUGCUUACGCAUUUAAUUGCAUUUUUGUUGUUAAUUGUUAAAAAUGUUAUUGUUACGGGCUCAGCCCUUUUCCUGCCUCCCUCCUUGUUGUUGUUAAUGAGAAGACGUGAGAAGAGACCUGUAUUGGAGCCCGUGGUAGGCAACCUCAGUGUAAAAUUGUUGGGCCCUUGCGGACGGCUCGGGCAUCUUAGCGCUAGCUGCAUGGAACUGCUGGCAGGCGGCUGCACCACGGCGCGUGUACUGGUUCGCGCCCGCUGCUUUGGCUUUGCGAAGAGCUGCAGCAGUACCGCUGCAUGCAUGACUGGUGUGAGAUGUAGAUUAAGUCUAUGAGCAUGGGGCAUGAGCCAUGGUACGCCGGAGGGCGGAAACAUACCACGUUUGUUGCGGCAGUGGGUGGUAGGUUGGUUGUGGUGACGGUACGUAUUUGUGUGGUGUAUCCUGGUGGCUGGUGGUAUAGACAAGGAAAUUUCUGAACGUGAGACAAAGGUUUAUUGGUAGAACCUGGCACUGAACGAGCAGCCUACUUCAAGCGGUUCACACGGGCGGUGGCCCUACAGCAGAGCUAGCGUGGGGCUUGCAGUUGGAUGCAACUUGCGGCAUGGGAGGAAGUGUGCACGCAGACCGCGCCGAUGAGCUUUACGCAUUCACUGCUUGGUGGAAUUGUUACCGCUUCUACGGCUUGACUGCCAUAAGUAAAGGCCACGAUGGCGGCUGUUUCAACUGCAUGGGGCUGCGUUUCGUUGAAUGAGCAAAUUUGUGACGCAAUUGGUAGCAGCAUGUCGGCUUCUAGCAGCAUGUUGCUGACACAGCGUGGGCCGGCGCCGAGACCAAAUUUUGGCUUUCCUUGUAUCUCUGUAGCAUCGUGUACUUAUCUGCACCGUGCAUCGCAUUGAUGACCAUCAAGUUUUGACCUUUCGCGCCGCACCCUCAUUUCACCUCCCCAGUUGGAUGGGGCUGCAAGCGCCCUGGGCCAAUGGCCCCAAGGCUUGUCCCUGGGGCCUUGCACGGCGGCUCGUGGCGAGGUCUGUAGCUUUUUUUGGUGCGGAUUUUCCGUAAGGUUGGGGUUGGUGAUUUGCAUCUGGUAUGGAUGGCUGACGUACACGGUUGCUGACGUAUGUAUUGGUUACAACGUUACAACCAGUGAGACUGUGAUACACAUGUCCGCGGCUUGCGGCAACGCUACCCAUGGCGCUCCGACGCCUACUAGUGCCCCGCCUUGCACUGGGGCAGGGGACCACCGAGGCGGGCAUGGCGAGCGGUGCCAGCCGUCACAGCCGUCACAGGCGCCUCCGUGGAGACAGCGCUGCGCACUGGGUGCACACGCCUGCCUGCGUCAUGAAAGCGCCAAUGUACUGAUUGUGGCUCUCAGCCUCCGGCGGCCUUGCAUAAGUUAUGGAUGCGAAUUACAAUUGAAGUUAUGGCUGGACCGGAUAGAUGUUUCCUAGCGGAUUGCGUGUGGCGCCUCCUCCCAGUUCUACUGCCAUCCUGUCAUGCUGCAUGGUUUUGCUGUACAGUGCUAGUGCCAUAACAACUAGUGCUACACCAACGCUUGAGUAGGAACAGCUACAUAGCAUCGCGGCAAGGGUGGCACGACUCUUGCGUGGCGGCAUGUGUUGCCGUACAGGGCAACCCCGGCGACGCCGAACCCCAUUC
Chlamydomonas reinhardtii is the source of this 8256-nucleotide messenger RNA. RefSeq lists its product as uncharacterized. Gene Ontology annotation, biological process: cGMP biosynthetic process; receptor guanylyl cyclase signaling pathway; intracellular signal transduction. The transcript is spliced from 5 exons. NCBI's taxonomy places the organism in Eukaryota, Viridiplantae, Chlorophyta, Chlorophyceae, Chlamydomonadales, Chlamydomonadaceae. Bases 854 to 6595 code for a protein of 1913 amino acids. Gene Ontology annotation, molecular function: peptide receptor activity; guanylate cyclase activity. The record is from RefSeq and is a predicted model, not a curated record.